Gossypium arboreum is the source of this 576-nucleotide messenger RNA. RefSeq lists its product as uncharacterized. The coding region runs from base 1 to 576 and encodes 191 amino acids. NCBI's taxonomy places the organism in Eukaryota, Viridiplantae, Streptophyta, Magnoliopsida, Malvales, Malvaceae. The record is from RefSeq and is a predicted model, not a curated record. The transcript is spliced from 3 exons.
AUGGCGAAAAAUGACGCCUUAAUACAAAGUCAAGCAUCAACACUGGAAAAUCUGGAGAACCAAAUGGUUGCAUUACAAAGUGGUAAGAUUGUGGAACCCAGUGAGGUUGUGGUUGAAGAUGAGCCUACUGAAAAGGAGGAAAGUCAACCAACAGUUGAAGUUCCUACACCAAAAAAAUUAGAUGCUGAAAAAUCUGAUGAGCAACUACAUAUCAAUAUUUCAUUAGCAGAUGCUUUAGAACAAAUGUCCAACUACGUGAAGUUUAUAAAGGAUAUUCUAUCCAAGAAGAAAAAGCUUAGUGAGUAUGAGAUUGUUGCUUUGAUGAAGGAGUGCAGUGCGUUCUUACAAAAUAAGCUACCUCUGAAAUUGAAAGACCUUGAAAGCUUUAUGAUACCCUAUAACAUCAGAGAAUCUUACUGCAAUAAAGCUUUGUACGUCCUUGGAGCAAGCAUCAACUUGAUGGCCAAAUCUAUUUUCAAACUAUUGGGAAUAGGUGAAGUAAAACCCAUUACUGUGACACUUCAACUUGCAGACCGCUCAUUACCAUAUCCUAAGGGAAAGAUCGAGGAUGUUUAG